This is a messenger RNA of Linum tenue, 1785 nucleotides long. The record is from the annotation of a GenBank genome assembly. Lineage: Eukaryota; Viridiplantae; Streptophyta; Magnoliopsida; Malpighiales; Linaceae.
CGGUUUUCCAUUUUGUUUGUUGACCCACUCAGUACUCACCCCUAUUUACGAUGCGGAGUCUCCCGUCUUCUCCAUUCUAAAACCCUAAUUCUAAUUCUUCCUUUCGGCACUCAUCUACAGUAUCGUCGAAAGGGAUAAAAUGAGUAGCCGUGCCAGCAGGACUGUCUAUGUGGGCAAUCUGCCUGGAGAUAUCCGGGAGAGGGAAGUGGAGGAUUUGUUCUACAAGUUUGGACAUAUUGCUCACAUUGAUUUGAAGGUUCCACCCAGGCCUCCGGGCUAUGCUUUUGUGGAGUUUGAAGAUGCUCGUGAUGCUGAAGAUGCUAUUCGUGGUCGCGAUGGGUACGACUUUGACGGGCAUCGCUUGAGGGUAGAACUUGCACAUGGGGGUCGUGGGAAUUCCUCAUCAGACCGUCACAGCAGUCACGGUGGUGGUCGGGGGCGUGGUGUAUCUAGACGAUCUGAAUUUCGUGUAUUGAUCUCUGGCUUACCAUCUUCCGCUUCAUGGCAAGACCUCAAGGAUCACAUGAGGCGAGCUGGCGAUGUCUGUUUUUCCCAGGUGUUCCGUGAUGACAAUGGCACUACAGGUAUUGUGGAUUAUACGAAUUAUGAAGACAUGAAGUAUGCAAUCAAGAAACUCGAUGACUCGGAGUUUCGAAAUGCCUUUUCCCGUUCGUAUGUUCGGGUAAGGGAGUACGACUCCAAGAGAGACUUCUCUAGGAGUCCUAGUCGUGGUAGAUCUCGUUCACGAGGUCCUAGCAGAAGCAGAAGCCGCAGCCGUGCUCGCAGUUUGAGUCGGAGUCUGAGGUCUCUCAAGUCGCCUAAGAAUAAAUCCUCUCGUCAUUCUCCAGCCAGAUCCAAGUCAAGGUCACGCUCUUUGUCCAGCCAUCUGGGAAUUGGAUCUUAGGAUCUUGAUGGAUAUGGUUCAGUUCCCUCGUCAUUUUUGGGGUUUUAGAGAUUGGGACAAAAGGAGAUAAUGGAUUGCAAUAGUAGAGCUGGAACUAACUGCCAGUGGAUCUGGAAGUCACCAGCAAUGGGCAGUGGAAACAAAAUUGAUUAUGCUUUUCUACUUCAACAUUUGCCAGGCUAAUAGGAUUUGCUAGUUGGACUACUAGUGGAUUUUUGGUACAGUUGGAUGCAUAUGCUUUUGGCAUGUCCAACAAACUAAAAAAGGCCACGUUGCUGACGGUGGCAUCAAGGCUCUUGGAUCACAGUAGUUAACAGGAACGUGUGGAAUUUAAAUUUUGGAUUGUUUGUGGGACUUUUUGCAGAUCAAGGUCCAGAUCCAGAUCUCCAGUUCCACCUCACGUGAGUAAAAGCCCGAAGAAGCGGAGUGUUAGCAGGAGUCCUAGUGGCAGCAGGAGCCGUAGCAGAAGCAAGAGUUUGUCCCGGUAAAAGGGUUGGUGCUUUGCACUUCAUCUGUCGUUCUGUUCGGUGCCAUAUUCUGGAGACUAUCAAGUGGAUCUUGUAACAGACAUGGAUGGGUAUCAAGAGAUUGGUCUAAAUGUUCCAUUUUGUGCAACCUUUGAAGCUUUAUGUCGGACUGGAACCUUUUUGUAAGCCAGACAUAAGUUCAUUUAUUGCUUGCCGAUUCCCAGUAGCUACUCGAAGUGGAAAUCUAUGUAAGGGGAAUGAUGAGUAUCCCUUAUUUUUCUGUGGUUUGUGCAAUCUAACUGAAAAAUAGCGGCAACUAUGGCAUGGUAAUCAUUUUGUUUUCUGAAGUAAACCUAUAUGUAAUGAUGGCAAUAUGAACUCAUUUCGCGGGUAUUAUCUGACUAGCUAUAGGGC